Arachis duranensis is the source of this 930-nucleotide messenger RNA. RefSeq lists its product as uncharacterized. The transcript has 5 exons. Lineage: Eukaryota; Viridiplantae; Streptophyta; Magnoliopsida; Fabales; Fabaceae. Bases 313 to 714 code for a protein of 133 amino acids. The record is from RefSeq and is a predicted model, not a curated record.
UGUAACAAUGCCAACAAGAUGGAAUCAUAGCUCAUUGACUUGCCAAAACUCUCUUCUUUCUCUCCCUCUCUGCUCUGCGCUGCACUGCUGCCGGAAGAACAUUGGCGGCGCGCCAGGCACCACCGUCCUGCUCCAGGUCCUCCUUUCCGUCUUCACUCGCUGCCAUCUUCUGUUGUGUUCUCUCAGCCUUCUGCCAAAGCCGCUGCUCGCCACUGCAAGCCGUCGCUGCUCGCCGCCGUUCCUCACCGCGGCUGCAAGCCACGGUCCCCUUUCUCUCUGGCUAAUUUUUGUCCUUUAGAUCCAGUGAGCUAGAUGGAAUCCACAAGUUCCAGAAUCAAUGAUCCAAACACUAAACCAUUUUCUAAGAGGCUUCUGUUUGAUCGCCGCUAUGGAUGGGUAAUUGAUGAAUGGAAAGACCCAUCGGAGGAAGCACUUGAUGGUGGCCGAGGAAUGUUUUGUGUAUUCCCACUCGUCAAAGCUUUGGUGCAGAAAGUCUCCCAAUCGAUCAAUCUUGCUGCAACGUCAGCCAUGAAAGUUUCUGAACAGCAACAGCUGUUUCCCCAUCAGAUGCUGCAGCAUGCGCUAGAUGAUGGUGUUCAUGAUUUAAUGUCAUCCUUAAAGAAUGCAGGUUACAAAGGUUUCAUCCUCAACAAUAAUUCACAGCCACGAGUUUCUAGUAACUCUACUCAGCAGGAUACAGCAAGCAAUGAAUGAUGGAGGCACAAAGCUCGCGUUAUUCCUAAACUGCUUUAUGAUAUGCAGGAUCUUAGUUGAAUUAUUCGUUUUAAAUUUAUAAUCCAUGAAUGAAAUCUAUAUAUUCAUGUACAUGGUUGUCCUACUUAUCAUUCCAAUACUUUUGUAACUUUGAAAUCAUGGUUGGGCAUUCACGUGAGCUAGUAAACCAAGUCCAUUCUCUGUUGGCGUUAUACA